ACAUCGGUUUGUUUCCAGGCGGAAGAGUUUCCCGUCGGACCACUGGCGCGAAUAUUUUGUACAGUCUGUGGAAUAAACACUACACAACUGUCAACAAGCAGAGACAACUCCUAAACUACACACAACAACAACACAACCGCCCACAGCAUGAAGUUCCGAGCGAAAAUAGUCGACGUGGGAUGUCUGAAUCACUUCACCCGUGAGACUAAUCUCAUUAUUCUUCUUCUUGUUACGUGUGUGCUGAGACUCACCUGUGAUCACCUGUACUUCGUGCUGUCGGGCAGAGUUGCAACCGGGGGGGUCAGCAUGUGGUGUGAACUACUACAGGUGAACUUCUUCGAUGAGUUCCAGCUGGAGGGAGUGUCAGCUGAUGCUAAUGAGAUCUUCCUGGAGGUGGCGCCGGAGAACCUGUCCAGAGCCCUGAAGACGGCCCAGAACGCCAAAUCUGUCAAGAUCAAGCUGACCAAGAAGAGCUGCCCGUGCCUGACGCUGGCCGCGGAGCUGCCGUCUCUGUCCAGCCUGAGCCGUGUGGUCACUCAUGAUCUGCCAGUAGAUGUGAUCCCCAGGAGACUCUGGCAUGAUUUCCGCGAGCCGCAGAUGCCAGAGUUUGAUGUCAGCAUAUAUCUGCCUCCUCUGAAGACCAUGAAGAGCGUCGUGGACCGCAUGAAGAACCUCUCCAACUAUCUGGUGGUGGAGGCUAACCUGAACGGAGAGAUGAACCUGAAGAUCGAAACGGAUCUGGUUUCUGUCGCCACACACUUUAAAGAGCUGGGAAACCCGCCGUGGGGUGAGGACGGCUCUCAGAGCUCCAGUCGCACACACAGAGAGCCGGAGCUGAUGGCAGAAACACGAGUCGACAUCAGAAAACUACAGCAGUUCCUCACCGGACAACAGGUCAACCCCAGCAGAGCCAUGUGCAAUAUAGUGGACGGCCGGAUUCUGCACCUGAUCUUCCUGCAUGAGGAUGUUUCCCUGCAGUACUUCAUUCCAGCGGUGGUGUGAGCUCUCCUGUUCAACACACACACACACACACACACACACAUGUCAGCUCUCCUGUUCGGCUCGGGCACUGCGCUGCUGUUAAAACACUGUAUAAGUUAUUAUAAGUAAGUGUAUAUACUGUACGUCAAUAAAUAAGUGUGUUUGAUGUA
Messenger RNA from Danio rerio (zebrafish), 1151 nucleotides. The record is from RefSeq and is a predicted model, not a curated record. NCBI's taxonomy places the organism in Eukaryota, Metazoa, Chordata, Actinopteri, Cypriniformes, Danionidae.